AUGACUCCGUUCCUUACAGUGGACCAAGCUUAUGCUUAUGUCUGCCGUGAAGAUGUUCGACAAGUUGUGAUGAUGGGUUCAUCCACACCCAUUGGUGUUGGCUUAGUGGCCAAGAGUGCUCCUCUAUCAGGCCCCCCUACUCGCGCUGGAUAG
Molecule: messenger RNA, 153 nt
Organism: Prunus armeniaca (apricot)
Lineage: Eukaryota; Viridiplantae; Streptophyta; Magnoliopsida; Rosales; Rosaceae
Source: the annotation of a GenBank genome assembly